AUGACAAGCUCCAGAUGUCAGCUGACCCCUGGUAAAAUAUACAGACCCUGCUGUAAAACUGUUGACUGUGUACACUUUGUAUCCCAACCAGAGGUUGAAACAUUUGAUUGUGACUAUGACCCAAACUACCACCCUACAUUUGAGGUGCUCUUUAAUACUGAGGUUAAUAACAUCAGUUUAAGCCUUUUGGAUGAAAAAGACCAGGUGGUUUGGAGGCCACAUGUAGUCCGAUUUAAUGGUACAGAUGCAGCUUCAACCACAAUCAACACAAUGAGCAUUACCUUUGUGGAUACAUACAGAUCAGAGCUAAUUCAAAAAGUUUCUUCAGUAAUGGAGAUAGCAGACUGUCUAAAAGCCAGAGCAAUGAUGACUGAUGAACUGUACAGUAACAUUCAGGCAGCGACAACACCACAGGGGAAAAUGAGAGAACUGUACAACUGUCUCAACUGUGGAGACGUGAAAGCAGAAUUCCAUAGAAUUCUUCAAGAGAAAGAACCCUAUUUAGUUCAGGAACUGAAGUCUGGAAUGUCUUACAGUACCUCAGGAACACCUAAUCAAGUAAAUCACCCACACAAAAAAACAUCCCUUUGUACACUUCUAAUAUGUUUUAAAGUCUUUGUGUAGCAGAAAUAUAUAAUAAU
Messenger RNA from Clarias gariepinus (North African catfish), 641 nucleotides. RefSeq lists its product as uncharacterized. The transcript is spliced from 4 exons. The record is from RefSeq and is a predicted model, not a curated record. Gene Ontology annotation, biological process: innate immune response; inflammatory response; regulation of apoptotic process. Bases 1 to 624 code for a protein of 207 amino acids. Lineage: Eukaryota; Metazoa; Chordata; Actinopteri; Siluriformes; Clariidae.